Molecule: messenger RNA, 1536 nt
Organism: Letharia columbiana
Lineage: Eukaryota; Fungi; Ascomycota; Lecanoromycetes; Lecanorales; Parmeliaceae
Exons: 2
Coding region: 1-1536 (511 amino acids)
Biological process (GO): protein import into nucleus
Cellular component (GO): nucleus
Molecular function (GO): small GTPase binding; guanyl-nucleotide exchange factor activity
Source: RefSeq, a predicted model, not a curated record
AUGAUUUCAAGACCAGGGGAGGAUGAUUGGGACUUCGGGCCUGUCUUCGAUCUCAUCCAUUCCCUGUCCAUCAGUGGCGGAGAAAAUGCACAUCAGAAGACAAUCUCCAGUGACACAGACUCCAACUCACCAGAACAAGCAACGUAUACUGCUGCAGCCAAGGUGCACGACCAAGAAACACAGCUUGGAGAUUUUGACAAGAUCUGGCAAUAUCUUGGCCAACCUCUAGAUCUGCCGGCGCCCCCAGUCACGACUGGACCUUCGCCCAGCUUGAUUGACAUCUGUAGCGGAAAGGCUGCCAGCGAACAGCGUAUACUCAAAGUAGUGAGAUGGCAGGAUGAUGUCGAGUGCGCGAACCUCGCAGACAAUGAUGAGAACAACGGCAUUCCAGACUUGUCGAAAUUGACUAAGCAGCAGAGAAAGAAGGCGCGGAAAAAGCAGAGGCAUGAGGGAGAAGCCUUGGCUACACAGCUCACAAAUAGUAAAGCCCUCCCAAGCGGCAGUGAAGAUGAGUCAGGGAAAGAUGCAUAUGAGCAGAAAAUCCCAGACAGGAGCCGUGUCAUCUACCAAUUUCUCCACGGGACUCCUCCGUCUAACGGCACUGGCCGAUUGCGAUCUGGAAAGCUUUUCAGGAGUCGGGAUUCUGAUGAUGCCGGAGCCUUACCUGCCGCCUCGCCAUUGCCCCAACAAGCCAUACAAGUCUUGAAGCCCGUCAGAGAAACCACGCUUGAAGUUGCAGCAACGAAGAAGAAGAAAUUGAUGUCAAUGCUUAGCGAGAAAUUUAUGGACGACAGACAGUAUCUCAGCAAUCUGUCUUUCGCAAGGAACGUUGCUAGCAGCACAGAUGCCGCUGCAGAAGGCAUCCAUGUCUUUGUUGACGCAUCGAACAUAAUGAUAGGUUUCCACGACGCCCUCAAAAUGGCUCGUGGCCAAAAUAUUGCCCAUCGCAUCCGCCGCCAACCCCUCUCCUUCCACAAUCUCUCCUUAAUUCUCGAACGCGGCCGCCCCACCGCCAAACUCAUCGUCGUCGGCUCCGACAAAUUCCCCGCUAUGGUGGAAGCGAAGCAAAUCGGCUAUGAAACAAACAUAUUGGACAGAGUACAUAAAGCGAAGGAAUUGACUCCUCGCCAGAAGAGAUAUUCGAAUUCAAAUGGGAAUAGUGGCCCCGGAGGUGGGCAAUCAGGCACAGGCAGUGGCUCAGAAACGACCGCUGCCGUGCAGUAUGCACCAGAAAAGUGGGUGGAGCAGGCAGUCGAUGAGAUUCUGCAUCUGAAAAUGAUGGAGAGUGUUGUUGACGCCGAAGAACCCUCGACGAUGGUGCUUGCAACCGGAGAUGCAGCUGAGGCUGAGUACUCUGGAGGCUUUUUGAAGAUGGUGGAAAGGGCGCUGGGGAAAGGGUGGAAGAUCGAGCUGGCGAGCUUCAAGCACAACACUAGUGGGGCUUAUAAGAGGAGGGACUUUAGGCAGAAGUGGGGGGAGAGGUUCAAGAUCGUGGAGUUGGAUGAUUUUGUAGAGGUGUUGUUGGGGAAUGAAUGA